Molecule: messenger RNA, 630 nt
Organism: Leishmania mexicana MHOM/GT/2001/U1103
Lineage: Eukaryota; Euglenozoa; Kinetoplastea; Trypanosomatida; Trypanosomatidae
Exons: 1
Coding region: 1-630 (209 amino acids)
Biological process (GO): intracellular protein transport; endoplasmic reticulum to Golgi vesicle-mediated transport; Golgi organization
Cellular component (GO): Golgi apparatus; COPII-coated ER to Golgi transport vesicle; endoplasmic reticulum
Source: RefSeq, a predicted model, not a curated record
AUGAAGAGACACGGUGCGUUGCUGUCGGUGUCGGUGCUGGUGCUGCUACUGGAUGCUCUGGUCGCUACCGUCGCUGUUCCCGCGUCUGCAAUCGGUGUCGGGGUUGAGGCGACCGAGGUUUUCUCCGUCACUGAUGUCGUUCCACCGGGCAACAAUUUGCUGUUUGCAUUUCACAUGAACCCUGACUUUGUUUUUCCCGUCCGCGUUCGAUGUCGUGAAACGGGAGAUGUGCUGCAGGCGUGGAAGGACAGCCCACAAGGGUACCUCAAUCUUCCAUCAACGGACAAGACACGCCACCUCGUCUUUGAGUUUGACAACUCCCAGUCGACGCUGACGCCCAUGAGCGUGAGCUUCGACAUCCGCGUCAUCACGGACCCGACCCGGGGCGUUCGGGAGGAGGAGAUCGACCCAAUCGAGAAGAAGGUGCAGACACUCUUCGACAAGACGCAGAUCCUGCGCAGACUGCAGGAGUCGAUUCGCUACAACCAGAAGGAGCACCGCACCAUUGUCGAGCAUGCAAGUGAGGGCGUGCACUGGUGGUCCAUCAUGCAGGUCGUGGGCUUCUUUGUUGCAGCGGGUGGCCAGCUGUGGCUGUUGCGGAGUUUUGUUGAGAAGCGUCGCACCAUCUGA